Molecule: messenger RNA, 948 nt
Organism: Saprolegnia parasitica CBS 223.65
Lineage: Eukaryota; Oomycota; Saprolegniomycetes; Saprolegniales; Saprolegniaceae
Exons: 1
Source: RefSeq, a predicted model, not a curated record
CUUCUCCAACGAUCUGUGGUGGUCCGGCUAUAACAUCAGCGGCUACGAAGCGUUCCUCGUGGACCUGGCCAACACCGUGCUCACGACGCGGCAGUUCUCGGGCACAGUCGACUUGCUCGCGCCGCGGAUGGCCAUGCGCAAGCUCUACACCGCCCCCACGUCGCUCUCGCUCAUUGCGCCGACGUACGUCCGCAGACUGCUCUACAUUGAGCUCACGUCGCCAGCGCAUGCGAUUCCCAAUUUGCGCGCCACCAAGUCGCAAAAGCUCGUGUGGCUAUCCACGCAACUCUGCUAUGUCGACUUUCACCGACAACUGGAGCUCGCGCACACGGCGGCCCGGCAACAACGGUGCGCCUCCCGGUACGCGACCAAUGGCGCCGUGUACAUGGAAGCCACGUUGCGCAACACGCAUUUCAACGAGUACCUCGCCCUCUACGGCGGCCCGGGAGGCUUUUUUAGCGUCGGCGUCGACACAGCGCUGCAGGCGUCGGCGUACGGGCGUCACUGGCUGCGCACGACGUCGAGUGCGCGCAACGACACUUCUGUGAUCGACGAGCUUGCCUACUGGCGCAGUUGCAACAUCACGUCGUUCCAGUUGCAGUGGACCAACGACCGGGAUCCGUCGAUCUCGGAAACGAUCACGCUCACAAACGCGCUCGGGAUGGCGUUCUCGGUCGACAUCAAGAACGUCCCGUCGAACAUUGGGCCGUGGACGUCCAUUCUGCUCUGCGGAUACCCCGCGAACGAUCUCUACUUUGCCCGGCUCUUCAAUGCAAGCCUCGUGCGGAGCGCAGUCAACUUUCUCGGCCACAAAACGAGCUUCGAGGCUUUGCUCGGAAUGGAGACCGUCGCCGGUGUCUUCGUCAAUCAGUCGGGGCUCGUGCGAGCGGCCAUCGGGCCUUUCAACAGUAUUGAUGCCUACUACGUCCCCGUCCCCGUGUCCUUCCA